Geodia barretti is the source of this 690-nucleotide messenger RNA. Lineage: Eukaryota; Metazoa; Porifera; Demospongiae; Tetractinellida; Geodiidae. The record is from the annotation of a GenBank genome assembly.
CUGAUCACGGACGGACUGGACGGCUUGCGCGACAGGCUGGCGGAGUAUUACGAAAUCGGAGCGCGCUUCACCAAGUGGCGCGCUGUCAUUACCAUCGGCGACGGCAUCCCCAGCCAGUAUUGCAUAGACGCCAAUGCACACCUGCUCGCUCGCUUCGCCGCCCUCAGUCAGGAAGCCGGACUCGUCCCCAUCGUCGAGCCAGAGACGCUUAUGGACGGCGACCACUCCAUCGAGCAUUGCCACGAAGUAACGCUGAACGCGCUUCACAGUACCUAUGACCAAUUAGCCCGCCAGCGUGUGGACCUGCGCGGCACGCUGCUCAAGCCCAACAUGGUCAUAUCCGGCAAAGAUGCCGCCGAGCGCGCAGACGCCAAUGAGGUCGCCGAGCGCACGCUUGACGCUCUUAUGCGCGAAGUUCCUGCCGCAGUGCCGGGUAUAGUCUUCCUCAGCGGUGGUCAGAGCGACGACGAGGCUACGGAAAAUCUGGACGCAAUCAGUCGCGCCGCAGAAGGAAUGAACACGCCUUGGGAGCUCAGCUUCUCUUACGGACGCGGCUUGCAGGCGGCUCCACUUCAGGCUUGGGGCGGCAGUGCGGCGAACACCGAGGCGGCCCAGCAGGAAUACUACCGCCGCGCAAUGCUCACAAGCGCCGCUCGGCAGGGCAAGUACACACCUGACAUGAGCGCAUAG